AGAAAGAAGAAUCUCAACUUAAUUAAACUGUUAUGUCUCAAGUGAUCACGAUUAGGGUGUCACUUCACUGUGAGAGAUGCAGGAGGAAGACUAUGACUAUAUGCAUGACUGCAGAUGGUGUUAAUUCUGCUGCUUUUGAAGGAAGAGACACAAUAGUGAUGAGAGGAGAAAGAGUAGAUGCAGCAGCAGUCACAGCACGUCUGAGGCAGAGGGUGAGCAAACAUGCUAUGUUAGUCAGUGUAGCCAAUGAUGGAUGAACAGAUUCAUAAUCAUCAUCAUUUAGA
Vigna angularis (adzuki bean) is the source of this 284-nucleotide messenger RNA. RefSeq names its product heavy metal-associated isoprenylated plant protein 47-like. The coding region runs from base 33 to 257 and encodes 74 amino acids. Lineage: Eukaryota; Viridiplantae; Streptophyta; Magnoliopsida; Fabales; Fabaceae. The record is from RefSeq and is a predicted model, not a curated record. The transcript is spliced from 3 exons.